UAUCAAGCACAGGCGUCUAAUUCCUGAAGUGAAAUCCUCUUAGGAUCUAUGCUCUAUUUCUGUUUGGUCUAUAGGGUCUUUUUUGAAAUCUCCAUUAGACCAAGCUCAUUGGCUGGAAAAGACACACGCAUGCACACAAAAACACACACCAUCCAGCAACAGAUAGCUUAGUGAAGUGAUCGAGUGUGGACCAGUGCAAGGUAAGCUGCUGACACAAAGGGAGGACUUCACUGUGACGGUGGGAGGAAGCUAAACAGGACAAUGUCUGACAGAAUGAUUGAUUUGGAGGAGACUGCAACCCACACAGGUCCAAAAGGAGUCAUCAAUGACUGGAGGAGGUUUAAGUUGGAAAGUAUGGACCAGGAAAACCUGCCUCCUGCAAAAAGGGAACUGCUGAGACAAAUGUCAUCCCCGGGCAAGCCAAAGGAGGACUCCAGAGGAAACCUUAACCGCAAAAUGAGUGUCCAAGAGUAUGAACUGCUCAAGGAGGAAGAUGAGGGAUGUCUAAAGAAAUACAGAAAGCGGUGCAUGCAAGAGAUGCAUGAUAAACUCAGCUUUGGGCCCAAGUUUGAAGGUGUGCAUGACCUGGACAGUGGAGAAGCCUUCCUAGAAGUCAUAGAGAAGGAGCAUUACAGCACAGUGGUGGUUGUCCACAUUUACAAUGUUGGGGUCAAAGGUUGUGAUGAGCUCAACAACUGCCUUGACUGCCUGGCCACUGAGUACCCCACGGUAAAGUUCUGCAGGAUUGAUGCUGUCGCAUCCGGUGCUGCAGAGCGGUUCUCGGAUGAGGUUUUGCCUACGUUGCUGGUGUACAAGGCUGGAGAACUACUCGGGAACUUCCUGGCCUGCACGCAGCACCUAAAUGAGGAGUUCUUUGCCACUGAUGUGGAGGCCUUCCUCAACAGCUAUGGCCUGCUGCCAGAGAAAGAGCUGCCUGGUGUGGAAGAUGAAGAAGAAAAUGAUGUAGAGUAAACAAAGAGUUUGGCUGUGGAGAAAAAAAAAGAAGCUGGAUAGAGAUGAAAGACAAUUAAUGACUACAGCAAAUAGAAAAACCCUACCAUCUCCACUAGCUCACUAGUGUUGAGGAUUGUUCUCUAAAGGAGAAAUUUUACAUCCAGUUGGUGAAGAAACCUUGAUGUUCCAGAUAUGGGUGCUCUCAUAUAUGGGCCGGGGUUACAGUAAGUUGAGGCGACACAGCAUUUAUUUAUUUAUAAAAAAUAUAUCACAAAUCCCCUCACCACCACCACGAAAGCCAAAACCUGCUGACUGUAAUUUUAAAUAAUUGCAAUGUAUUAUUUUGUAAUGAUAGAAACUAUUAUAUGUAUAAUAUAUAUGUAUAAUAUAUAUAAUGUAUGUACUUUUUUGUAGCAUUUUAUUAGGUUGGGAAGUUAUUUAUAAAUCCAGGAAGUUAUUUAUAAAUCCAGGGUUCGUACGAGUGACAUCUUCAAAUGUAAUACAAUAUUUAAACACAUGUACACUUAGGUUUUUGGUUUUUUUUGCCAAAAUGAAAAAGAAAAACUUUAAAGAGCUAAACAAAACAGAAACUCUUAAGACUGAAGAGGCCAAAGCACUCUGGAUGUAAAAACAUUAUUGUGUAAACAUGUCUUCCAUCUGUCUGUAAGCCAAUGUGGUGGGAAGUGCAUAUUGCAUCUGGAAAAAACCUCCAUGGGACUAUUUUACUGAUAUUACCAUCAGUGAAACAUCAUCACUGAGGAGUAUGUCCAUUUCUUCAUCUCAUAUUUGAAAGUCUGGGAGAAAGUCAUGGAAAUACACAUAACGCAAACUGAGGGUCUUGGGUUUUCUUAGUGUGAUAUGAAUCAACCAACAAUUCCUCAGCGAUGAUCAGUAUCAUCUUCAUCAUAUGUGAUCUUACUGAGGAUGUGGAUACUAUUUGUAACUGUGUACUGGAAUGUGAUGAAACAUAGCUGAAAAUAAAAAUAAGAAUAAAAUCACGUAAAAUAGUGAA
Molecule: messenger RNA, 1966 nt
Organism: Dicentrarchus labrax (European seabass)
Lineage: Eukaryota; Metazoa; Chordata; Actinopteri; Moronidae
Gene: pdcb
Product: phosducin b
Exons: 4
Coding region: 262-972 (236 amino acids)
Biological process (GO): regulation of G protein-coupled receptor signaling pathway
Source: RefSeq, a predicted model, not a curated record